Molecule: messenger RNA, 2209 nt
Organism: Cicer arietinum (chickpea)
Lineage: Eukaryota; Viridiplantae; Streptophyta; Magnoliopsida; Fabales; Fabaceae
Product: DEAD-box ATP-dependent RNA helicase 27
Molecular function (GO): ATP binding; RNA helicase activity; nucleic acid binding
Source: RefSeq, a predicted model, not a curated record
AGUAAAACAGGUUAUUCCUGAAAUUUCAUACUCUGAAGAGAACUAGGGUUUAAGGAGGAGGAGGCUCAAUUCGGCAAACAAAAAGCAGGGAACUCACCACCAGCAGUUUCGCUGUACCCCAAAUUGUAGAAGAACCAAAAAGCAGCACCAGUCAUGGCCGAAUCAGAGCACGACGACCACACCUCACCCGAACGCGAUGACCAAAUAAACAACAAGAAGAAGAAGCUUCGCAAGAGGAAAAGAUCUCGUAAGUUGGAGCAGGAAGUAGAAAAGGAACAAGAGGAGGAGAAUGAGAACACGGAAUCUGAAGUAGAGAAGAAUGAUGACACCGUGCAACAACAAGGAGAAGAAGAUGAAGACGGUGAAGAUGGCGAAGAAGAGAAAAAAGAGGAGAUUGUUGUUUCAUCUGGAAUUAUGAGCACCGAAUCUUUUUCUUCUCUAGGGUUGUCACAACCUACUUCUAAGUCUAUUAUGGAUAUGGGUUUUAACCGUAUGACUCAGAUUCAAGCGAAAGCAAUUCCCCCGCUAUUGAUGGGAAAGGAUGUUCUUGGUGCUGCAAGGACAGGUGCUGGAAAAACUCUUGCAUUUUUAAUUCCAGCUGUGGAGUUGUUGUACAAUGUGCAGUUCACACCUCGUAAUGGAACUGGUGUUGUUGUCAUUUGCCCAACUAGAGAGCUUGCCAUUCAGACACAUGCUGUUGCAAAGGAAUUACUCAAGUAUCAUUCACAAACUCUUGGAUUGGUUAUUGGAGGUUCGGGUAGAAAGGGAGAAGCUGAGCGAAUUGUUAAAGGGGUAAAUCUGUUGGUUGCAACGCCUGGCCGUCUUCUUGACCACCUUCAGAAUACAAAAGGAUUCAUAUAUAAAAACUUGAAGUGUCUCAUGAUUGAUGAAGCGGACAGGAUAUUGGAAGCAAACUUCGAGGAGGAAAUGAAGCAGAUCAUUAAUAUACUUCCAAAGCAAAGGCAAACAGCUUUGUUUUCAGCCACACAAACAAAGAAGGUUGAGGACCUCGCCCGCUUGUCUUUUCAGACACCUCCAAUUUAUGUUGAUGUAGAUGAUGGGAGGAAAAAGGUCACAGUUGAAGGAUUGGAGCAGGGCUAUGUUGUUGUUCCCUGUGCCAAGCGUUUUGUUGUUCUCUAUUCAUUCUUGAAGAGAUAUCAAUCAAAGAAAUUGAUGGUCUUUUUCUCUUCGUGCAACUCUGUCAAAUUCCAUGCAGAUCUUCUCAAGUGCAUUGGAUUAGAUUGUUUAAAUAUUCACGGAAAGCAAAAGCAGAAUGCUCGGACAACUACCUUCUUCAACUUCUGCAAAGCAGAAAAGGGGAUCUUGCUCUGUACUGAUGUCGCUGCUCGUGGACUUGACAUACCUGAUGUGGACUGGAUUGUGCAGUAUGAUCCACCUGAUGAACCAAAGGAAUAUAUCCAUAGAGUUGGUAGAACAGCUCGUGGGGAAGGUGGAAAAGGAAAUGCUUUACUUUUCCUGAUUCCUGAAGAAUUGCAAUUUCUUCGCUAUUUGAAGGCAGCUAAGAUUCCUGUGAAAGAGUAUGCAUUUGAUGAUAAAAAGCUUUCAAAUGUACAAUCUCAACUGGAAAAAUUGGUGGCCGGCAUUUAUCAUUUGAACGCUUUGGCUAAGGAUGCUUAUAGGUCAUAUAUAUUGGCAUAUAAUGCACAUUCUAUGAAGGAAAUAUUCAAUGUUCACCGCCUUGAUUUACAGGCUGUUGCUACUUCUUUCUGUUUUUCAAACCCACCAAAGAUAAAUCUGAACAUAGACAGCAGUGCUUCGAAGCAUAGGAAGAAAAUUCACAAAGUGGAAGGAAGAAGACAUUGAUUCGGCGAUAGCAACCCUUAUAGAAAGUAUAUGUAGACUAUAAGUGGCUACUUCUGAAACAUUAUUUGCAGGAAACAUGCUACAGCUGUGUAGUGGAUAUGAUUCUCAUCUUCUCCCUCCUGCAAAUCCCCCAAGAAAGUUUUGGUAGGAAUCCUAAUUUUACAGUGAGAUAAAUUUUGACACUUUGUUCAACAUUAAAUUAUUAAAGUGGUUAGAAGGUUGAAACUGGAAUGUGUUAUAUGCAAUUUUGGACUGUAGUUUGAGGCGAUUAUCUGUUUACGAUCCUACAUUUCUAAUUUGUAAGGUUAUCUUUUGUUGUAAUUUAUAUCAACUUUCAAUUUAAGCUUUCGAAAAUCAACUACAAUACUCAGUUGAGCCACAUCUA